Molecule: messenger RNA, 1557 nt
Organism: Chara braunii
Lineage: Eukaryota; Viridiplantae; Streptophyta; Charophyceae; Charales; Characeae
Source: the annotation of a GenBank genome assembly
GCAUACGUGUGUCUCGGUGGCUGCAGUCUGCCAUCCGCACACUCCAGCUCAUGGGCGCCACACCCGAGACGUGGGUGGGUCACCUCUCCACGCACCUGCAUGGCGGUCCUUUCGAGGCCUGGGAGGAUUUCUAUGCCUACUCCCUUCGUGAGGGUCGGACUCCGACCUUCGUGGAUUUCCAGGCGUUCCUCGAGGAUUGCUUCGGAGCCCGAUACGACGUGACUGACGCCUUCGAGCGUGUCGUCACUACACCAUGGUCCGGCUCUGGUGGCGCUGCCGGCCUGGAUCGCCACAUCCAGGUCUUUCAGGAUGCCCGCCUCGUUUGCGACGUGGCGUUCCUUCCCGAGGCUGCCCUUAUCGAUCGUUUCUUGGCCAGCCUUCCGCUCGAGUACCGCUCCGAGCUAUGGCGAGGCGACUUCAUUCACCCACGCGUGGUGAAGGAAGCUCGCUUACCCACGACAGGGUCUCCGACUCCCAUUUCCGUUACCCUAGGGGAUGACAAGACCCAGUGCUUCUUCGAUUACACGGUCACCGACCUCCCCUUCUUCCUCACUCUCGAGCCGACUGAUCACUUCCCGGCGUCUCAUCGCCACCGCUCCUCUGCACAUUUCGAUGUGAUGGAGACGGGGUACGACUUCAUUCUCGGCACUCCGUGGUCUCGUCGGUUCCGCAGCACUGAGGCCGAUUGGGCGAUCAACACUCUCGUUCUCAAAACGAAGUGUGGACAGACGUAUCGCGUACCUUUCAUAGGUACCACGGCGACACCACGCCCCGAUCCUCCUCCCCCGGAGCCUUCAGUGCCCACACCAUCUCCCAUUAUCACGGUCACCUUGCCUCGGCAGUUCGCUCACUUCAUUCGACAAGACGACGUCACCGUCUUUAUGGUGGACGUGACGGAUCUCUUACACUAUGAUCCACCCUGUCUCGACGCCGAGCUCAUCCCUCUGGAGCCAGAUCCUCCCUCUAUCUCCAUGGCUCCCAUCUCUASYUCCGUCCCUCCGCYGUCCGUCGAGUCCACCCCGCCGUCGYGCGCUGACGCUGACGCUGAGGAACUYGCACGAUAUACGGCUGACUUGGAGCCCGCAGUUCGUGACCUCAUCCGAGAGUACCACGACGUUUUCCCAUCAUCGUUCUCGUACGCCGGCAUCCCACCAAUGCGUGACGUCGAGCACUCCAUUCAGCUUGUGCCUGACUAUCGUGUUCACCACCAGGCACCCUAUAGACUCUCGAUCCCCGAGGCCACCGAACUCGAGCGUCAGUUUGAGGAGCUCUUGAGACUGGGUUUCAUUAAACCCAGCAACUCCCCGUGGGGUGCACCCGUCCUCUUUGCUCGCAAAGCGAACGGAACUCUCUGUCUCUGCAUCGACUAUCGCAGUCUCAACUGCUACACGGUUAAGAACAGCUACCUCAUGCCUCGUUCCGAUGAGUUGUUCGACCGCCUAGCAGGCAACCGCUUCUUUACGAAGAUUUAUCUUCGUAGUGGUUACCAUUAGAUCCACGUCGCUGCAGCCAACCAGCCGAAGACCGCAUUCUGAUCGCGAUUUGGCCACUACGAGU